Messenger RNA from Symsagittifera roscoffensis, 704 nucleotides. Its product is annotated as twisted gastrulation protein homolog 1-A-like. Gene Ontology annotation, biological process: regulation of BMP signaling pathway. The transcript has a single exon. The record is from RefSeq and is a predicted model, not a curated record. Lineage: Eukaryota; Metazoa; Xenacoelomorpha; Acoela; Convolutidae. Bases 14 to 583 code for a protein of 189 amino acids.
AUUUUUCAGAAUUAUGUUUUUGCCAAUUUUCUUAGCUUCAAUCGGAGCAGCUUUAUGUUGUGAUGUCAAAAAUUGUGCUUAUAUGGUAUCUAAAUGUAUUUUCCUUGGUGCUUGUAAUUGCACAAUAGAACUGGAGGAUUGCAGUUGUUGCGACGAGUGCAAAACAUGCUUGGGCAGAAGUUUAUUUACGCAGUGCGCUUGCCAAUGCCUUGGCAAAAAUUGUUUGGGUUCAGAUGCAAUGUCCGAAAACACUGUUCACCUUUUGGAUAUGCCUAUACCAUCUUUGUUUGAUGCACUAACUGAAACAAAGGGGCUGUAUCCAUGGAUGCCCCAAAGUGUUCCACAGUUUUCGGCAAUGACGAGGAAAUAUCCAAAUGGUAUUUUCUCUGAAAAACCGCAGAGUAAAUGUCCAAGUGUCUUUUUUGAUUCGUGUAUGCCAAUGUACAAAUGCUCGUCUUCCUGUUCUUCAAUGGGGUCGAGUGUCAUGCGUUGGUUUCACAAUGGAUGCUGCAAUUGUUUUGGAGGUGAAAGGUGUGACGACUUGGGCUCUGUUGUGCCUCAAUGCCGCAAUUGUGUUUCAUAACUCAUUGUUUAUCUUUGAAAACUGUGAUUUUUGUUUUUGAAACUGUUUGUCUGAGGACAAAAUGUUAAUUUUGUAAAUAUUUUGGACAGUCUGCUGUGAAAAAUCUCUUAAGAUAUUUCAU